Messenger RNA from Hydra vulgaris (swiftwater hydra), 2657 nucleotides. NCBI's taxonomy places the organism in Eukaryota, Metazoa, Cnidaria, Hydrozoa, Anthoathecata, Hydridae. The record is from RefSeq and is a predicted model, not a curated record.
CUCGAUCUCUUUUAGAGUUUAAGCAAUGGAAAGCUACAGAACUGAGACAAUUUUUGUUAUAUACUGGCCCUGUUGUUUUAAAAGGUAUUCUUUCUGAUUCUGUAUAUUCCAAUUUUUUGUGUCUCUCUGUAGCUAUUCGCAUACUUAUGACACCAUCAUUGUGUAACUACAACUACUUCAAUUAUGUAGAAAACUUAUUAAAGUAUUUUGUAUAUAAUUUUUGCUUGUUAUUUGGAAAAGAUCAGUGUGUUUACAAUAUUCAUUCGUUGAUACACUUACCAGAUGAUGCUAGGCAAUUCGGCGUGUUAGAUAAUGUUUCUUGUUUUCCUUUCGAAAGCUAUUUGGGAAGACUAAAAAAGUUGGUUCGUCGACCUAAAUCACCUUGCUCACAAAUUGUGCGACGAAUUUUGGAAGGUCAUUUACAACAAUCAAAAUUGGGCAGCAGUAUACCGUCUAAAUUUCGACAAAAACACUUGCUAGGUCCACUACCAUUGCCAUUACGUCAUUACAUUCAAUACAAGCAAUAUUUUGGACCACAAUUUCUGGUUUCUCUUGCUACUGCUGAUAACUGCUUUGGUGUUAAUAAUAAAAUCAUUUUAGUCAAAAACAUAUUAACUGAUGUAAUUUGCACAGAGGUUAAUGCUCGUGUUGUCUGCCAAGAGUUUCAGCGUAAGCAAUCUUUUUUUAUGGAUCCUCUUGAUUCAACAAGUUUUUCCAUAUAUUAUGUGGAAAAUGUGUCAUUUAAUACAACAACAUUUUUUUUAAAGAACUAAAUAUUAAAUAUUUUAAACUACCAUUUAAAAACGGCUUUGUAGUUAUUCCACAAAUACAUUUUUUUUAGUAUAUCAAAUAACUUGUGCAAUACAAUUACUUUACUAAAUUGUUAUAUUUUGAUAAGUAAAAAUAGUAUUCGACUUAUUUAUAAAGUUAUUACUUUGUUAUUUCAUUAUUAGUUUUGCAAUUAUUCAGUUUUACGAUUAUUAUGUUAAUCGAUACUUUGCGAUUAUUAUUUACUAUAAAUAGUUUAAUAGAAACAUAAUAUACUCACAUGUACAGGCCUUAGUAGGAAGCGCGAGCUAUAGCUCUUGCGUCAUUCUUUGAGCUUUGAUAUAUAUUAUAAUUACACAAUACAUUUUAUGAUUAUUAUGACUUUUAUGGUAUAUUAUAUUAUAAUAUCAUUUGAUAAAUCAAAGCUCAAAGGUUGAUGUGAGAGCAAUACCUCUUACUUCCCGGCAAGGCUUGUAUGAUAUCAGAUCAAACAUAAGAGGCUAGUCUGGUGUAUAUUUUUUUAAUUUUGUUUUUGUGAUACAGUAUAAUUAUGUAUGCAAUAGUUUUAUUCGAUGAAACUAAUACAACAGAUUAUGUGCCACUAACUUGGAUAAGUGGAGUUGACAUCAAUUCACUUCCAUCCAGUAUUAAAAAUAAAGUAUCUGUUAAAGUCUUUUGGCCAAAUGGUAAAAAUUUAAAUCCAACUAGUAUUGCAAAGGCUAAAAAUAAUCUAAUGGAUCCAGAUGUGCAUUGGCCUUUAUUUACUGCUAGAAUACUAAGAAUUGCAGACAGUCUUACUGAAGCACGGUCAAAAGCGAAAAGAGCCGAGGACACCUCCAACCUAGAUACAGCAGAAGAAAAUGCAUUGAAACGUGUUAGAAGGUGUAAAAUGAUUAGUUCUUCUGAGAAUGAAGGAGAAGAUUAUGAUCAGAUUAUACCAAGUAAAAAGAAAACUUGGCACAAAAAAAGAACACCCGAUGAUUUUUGUGUUACUCAAGUAGACAAACCUACUCUACCAUUUAUUCACAAAGAGACUCAUUCAAAAAAAGAAAAUUUGCUGAAUCUUUAUGGAAGUGAUAUUGAGUUGAGCAAUUGCGAGUCUAAUGUUUUACCAGCUGCAAGACUAGACUUUGAAAUAGACAAAUGUAACAGUUCAACAUCAAAAUAUUCUCAAUCGAAAAGUAUAUUGAUAGAUUCUGCCUCUUUUCAAAACAAAUCAUCACCUGUUCAAACAAUUAAUCAUAAGUUAUUAACAGGUGAGUCUGUAAAUCUACAGAUGAUUGCUAAUUUAUUAGCAACUGUAAUUAGUAAUCAGGAAGAUAUAAAAAAGACUCAAGCAAUGCAUACAGCACAAAUUCAAUCUAUCCGCUGCAAACUUGAUUUAAAUGAUCAUAUCUCUCCAGAUCUUCCAGAAGGUAUUCCAUUAACAGCUAAGUCAAUGGAAGAAAUAGAUAUUUUAACACAGAAGCUGGAAAAUCCCGGAAUAAAGAAAAUAGUUGCCAAACAUAUUGCUGAUAUUGGUGGAGAAAAUUUGAGAAAUUUUAUUAUGAGGUCAAUGCCCAUGCUGCUAGAUAGCCUUGUUGCUCGUAGCUUCAAUUUAACCGGCAAAAAGGAAAACAAUCGUUUAAAACAAAUGCACUUCAUUUAGUUCUUUGUAGUGCUGUUAAAUUAAAUCCUAGCACAAAAAAUUGCACGCAAAAGGAAAUCGAAACUGAACUUUCAACCUGGUUUGCUAACUCACGUGAUCGUGGAAGUAACAGUCGUAGAUCUGAUAAAGUCGCUGUCAAUGUUAACUCGACUGAACUAGAUGCAGAUUAUCUUACUCCGUCAGAAAAUAUGGACAAAUUUGUUUAACAUUACUUUUUAUUAAAAAAAAAUAGCUUACAUUA